AUGCCUAUUAAUUAUGAUUUCACCGGAAAGGUAGCUCUGAUAACUGGUUCGAGUUCAGGUAUCGGUGCGGCCACUGCUAUACUGUUUGCCAAAUCGGGUGCCAAUGUUGUAGUCACCGGCCGUAAUGCCGAUGCUGUGGCCAAAGUGGCCAAACUGUGUACAGAUGUGUCACCGAAACAGUUGUCGGCACUGGAAGUUGUCGGCGAUAUUACUGUAGAAGUGGAUUGCAAUCGACUGAUUGAGACAACUGUCCAAACAUUUGGCAAAAUUGAUAUAUUGGUCAACAAUGCCGGCACUGGUAUUAUGUCAUCAAUUGAUAACAUAGAUUAUAUGAAACAGUUUUCGCUGGCAUUGAAAACAAACUUGAAUUCAUUGGUUUAUAUGACACACAAAUGUGUGCCAUAUUUGGCCAAAACUCGGGGCAAUGUUAUCAAUAUAUCCAGUAUUGCAGCGAAACAAGCAUUGAUUGGGAUGUCUCUAUACUGUAUGUCCAAAACAGCUGUCGAUAUGUUUACCAAAUGUAUGGCCGCAGAGUUGGGACCCAAACGUAUUAGAGUUAAUGCAAUACUACCCGGAACAAUAGUGACCAACUUUUUGAAUGUAUUUGAUUUAUCCGAUGAUGUCAUACAUAAAGCACACGAUGAUAUUGGCCAGAAAUAUCCGGUCGGUAGGGUUGGCCAGAGUCAAGAUAUUGCCAACACUGUUGCCUAUUUGGCCAGCGAUACUGUGGCCGGGUUUAUAACCGGCACCUGUCUGGUAGCCGACGGCGGACAUCUGGCCGCUAACGUGACCUAUGGAUAG
Molecule: messenger RNA, 801 nt
Organism: Oppia nitens
Lineage: Eukaryota; Metazoa; Arthropoda; Arachnida; Sarcoptiformes; Oppiidae
Product: 3-oxoacyl-[acyl-carrier-protein] reductase FabG-like
Exons: 3
Coding region: 1-801 (266 amino acids)
Molecular function (GO): oxidoreductase activity
Source: RefSeq, a predicted model, not a curated record